GAAUUCACCAAAAAAACUUAACCUCCUUCGUCUCUCUCUUACCCCCCAAAUUGAGCCGCCGCGGCUAUGUUUUCUCAGGCGACGCCAAAAUCUACAGAUACAUAAUCAAAAAAAAACUCCUCCGGUUGCUCAAAUCGCCGAACCAUGUCCCGAAAUUUCUACACUGAACCAACAACGACGACAAAAUCAUGGUUUCCCGAUGAAGAAGAGCUACAAAGACUUUAAAAAUCUCUGAACAAAAAAAAAGAAGAAUGGAUUCAUCUUCAACGAAAUCGAAGAUCUCACAAUCACACAGGAAGAACAACAAAUCACACAAGAAGCACGAAUCAAAUGGGAAACAGCUUAGCAAGAAACAACAACAACAACAACAGCAAGAACAUGAAGAAGAAGAUGUUGGUGGGUGUUUGAGAUCAUCAUGGAUCUGCAAGAACGCGUCUUGUAGAGCUAAUGUGCAUAAAGAUGAAUCCUUUUGCAAGAGGUGUUCUUGUUGCGUGUGCCAUAGUUUCGAUGAGAACAAGGAUCCUAGUCUUUGGUUAGUUUGUGAACCUGAGAAAUCAGAUGAUGUUGAGUUCUGUGGCUUAUCGUGUCACAUUGAGUGUGCUUUUAGAGAACAAAAACUUGGACUUUCUAGUCUUGGGAAUCUGAUUGAGCUUGAUGGUUGUUUCUGCUGUUACUCUUGUGGCAAAGUUUCUCAAAUUCUUGGAUGUUGGAAGAAGCAGCUUAUAGCAGCUAAGGAAGCACGACGGCGUGAUGUUCUGUGUUAUAGGAUAGAUUUGAGUUUCAGACUUCUCAAUGGGACUAGUCGGUUUUGUGAACUGCAUGAGAUUGUGGGAGCUGCUAAGACUGUGCUGGAAAAGGAAGUCGGGCCUCUUGAUGAACUUGCUGCUAGAACUGAUAAGGGCAUUGUUAGUAGACUUCCUGUUGCAGUCGAGGUACAAGAGCUCUGUACCGCUGCAAUUAAAAAGGCAGAGGAAUUGUCAGCCAGUACAGUCAGAGAUUCAAUUCCUGCUGCGUGCAGGUUUCAUUUUGAGGAUACUGCACCAACACAAGUGACUUUUCGUUUAAUUGAGCUGCCUAGUGCUAUAGGAAAUGAGGUUAAGGGUUACAAGUUAUGGUGUUUCAAGAAAGGAGAGAAGUUUAAGGAUGAUUUAUUCGUUGAUUGCAGUAGAACUGAGAGAAGGAUGGUGAUAUCCGAUCUUGAGCCUUGCACAGUGUACACAUUCCGUGUUGUCUCUUACACAGAAGCUGGUAUCUAUGGCCAUUCCCAUGCUACAUGCUUUACGAAGAGCGUUGAGAUAUUGCAAUCAGUGGGUAGUAAGGAAAAGAGAAUAACUGAUUCAGUAGGUAAUGAUCAGCCUUCAGAUAGAGAGGAGAAAAGUAGCAUUUCCUCAAGAUUCCAGAUUGCGCAACUUUCCAAGUAUGUGCAGUUGGCUGAAGCUCAGGAGGAAGGCUUGCUUGAGGCGUUUUACGAUGUAGAUACUGAGAAAAUCUGUGAGCCAGAGGAAGAAUUGCCAUCUAGUAGACGGCCGCAUGAGUUUGAUCUAAAUAUGGUUUCAGUGCCAGACUUAAAUGAGGAACUAACUCCUCCACCUGAUUCAUCUGGAGGUGAAGACAAUGGAGUGCCAUUACAUUCGCUUGCUGAGGUUGAUGGUGAUGACUGUGAUGAUGCUGUCUCUAACGGUAGACGGAAGACGAACAACAACUGCAUGGUGAUAUCAGAUGGGAGUGGUGACGAUCCUGAGUUUGAUUUCCUCAUGACCAGGAAGAGGAAAGCAAUUUCUACCAGUAAUGACUCAGAGAACCAUGAAUGUGAUAGUUCGCCGAUUGAUGAUACUCUUGAGAAAUGUGUGAAGGUGAUCAGGUGGUUGGAGCGCGAAGGCCACAUCGAUAAAAUAUUCAGGGUCAGGUUCUUGACAUGGUUCAGCCUGAGCUCAACCGCUCAGGAGCAAUCCGUUGUGAGUACAUUUGUGCAGACUCUAGAGGAUGAUCCAAGCAGCCUUGCUGGGCAGCUUCUUGAUGCAUUUGCUGAUGUUGUCUCCACCAAAAGGCCUAACAAUGGAGUAAUAAUCUCACACUAAUCAGCUUCGCUCGCAUUCAACCACAUUCUUUCUUAGUACGAAUAAUAAUAAUAUGAUUAGAACAAAAAUAGUCCAUGAUUUCUCUAACGUGGAUUCGGAUAUUUAUCAUCAAUUUGGACCACAGGAUUGACCACAUUGCAAUCUGUUUGGAUUGGGUUUUUUAGUUUUAGGAUUUGACAUUAAAAAAAAAGAAAAAAAAAAAGACCACUUGAUGGCAAGUAUUUUGCUUUGUUCAUUGUUUAUAUCUAUAAAACUAAAUGAACUAUUUA
This is a messenger RNA of Camelina sativa (false flax), 2347 nucleotides long. Its product is annotated as VIN3-like protein 1. Gene Ontology annotation, molecular function: protein binding. The record is from RefSeq and is a predicted model, not a curated record. Gene Ontology annotation, biological process: epigenetic regulation of gene expression; vernalization response. Lineage: Eukaryota; Viridiplantae; Streptophyta; Magnoliopsida; Brassicales; Brassicaceae.